AUAGAAUCACCUGCAAGGAACAAGACAUCGAUAAGACGUAUAAGACUUCACUAAAAUUAAAUUAGUUAUUAAUCGAUCAUCAAAAUGAAGGUUUUCCUGUUGUUUUUGCUGCUCGCCGUCACUGCUUCCGGUCAGUUGAUGAGCAGGAAAGUCGGGAAAUUAACCGAAGUGUUCGCCUGGAAGCAACUGACUUAUAACAUACAAGGAAACCUGUUUUUAGAAGAUCGAUUCGCUACUGACACUGACAGAAGGAGGAGACAAACUGACAGCGGAUUCAGACAAGACAAUCGGAAUCAGCUAUCAAAUCGCGGAGAUCUACCCCUCAGGCCGAGUUGGAAUCUAUUCAGACCCGAAAUCGUGAGACCAUUCGUGAAGCCUGUCGAGAACGAAACAGGAAGAUUCUUCGUUCAAUAUAACAAUGUGCCAAUGGGCGUUGAAAAGGUUGGCGACAGAUUGUUCAUUACAGUCCCUAGACGGAGAUAUGGUAUACCAUCCACGUUAAAUUACGUAGAUCUAACGACGGACUCCAACACACGGUCGCCGGCUUUGAGACCUUACCCUAGCCUGAGGGAGGGUAGUUCUCUGGUGUCUGUUUAUAGAACAAGAGCUGAUGAAUGCGGCAGACUCUGGAUGGUGGAUACUGGAAGACUGGAGAUACCUGACAAUCACCAGCAAGUACAGCCACCGGCGAUCGUGGUCUUCGAUUUGAAUACCGACAGAGAAUUAUUCAGAUACCAGUUCAAAAGCUCUGACAUACCGGCCGAGAACACUCCAACAGGACUGGCAUCGAUAACGAUCGACACGAAGUCGGGCUGCGAUACGGCUCACGCUUACGUCCCGGACCUGACCACAUACGGCAUCAUCGUGUACUCGUUGAGGGACAACGACAGCUGGAGAAUAUCGCACAGCUACUUCCAUUUCAAUCCGAUAGCGGGCAACUUGAACAUCGCCGGCCAGUCGUUCCAAUGGAGCGACGGAAUAUUCAGUCUGACUAUAAAGAAGACGGAAGACAGAUGCGACACGGCCUACUUCCAUCCUUUGAUCAGCACGCACGAGUUCGCUGUCUCCACGUGCCUCCUGAAUAACCGCACCGCGUCCUCAGACAGCGACUACUGGACCAGAUACUCAAUAGUCGGUGAACGCGGCCCAAACAGUCAAUCUACCAUGCAUGCCCAUGACGCGGAGACCAACGUAAUGUUUUACGCCGAAGUCGGCCGGGACGCCUUCUCCUGCUGGAACACUGCGAAGCCCCUGACGCCGAGCAACGUGGAAAUACUAGCCAAAGACGCCAUAAGGCUGAGCUAUCCUUCAGAUCUUCACAUAACAGACGGCGAGGUGUGGUUAAUGGCGAAUUCGUUGCCGCGCUUCGGUUAUGCUAGGCUCGACACGAACGAAUAUAACUUCUUUAUUUACAGGGCGAACAUUAGAGACGCUAUUUACGGGACAACAUGCAGCGGACGUUAGUAUUUUAAAUUUAUAACAUCGAAUGAACAACAGUACGGAGAAAUAAAUUGUAAUUUUUAUUAAAUAAAAAAUAAUCA
Bombyx mori (domestic silkworm) is the source of this 1541-nucleotide messenger RNA. It is a transcript of the gene Y-fa, whose product is annotated as yellow-fa. Gene Ontology annotation, cellular component: extracellular region. The record is from RefSeq and is marked provisional. Lineage: Eukaryota; Metazoa; Arthropoda; Insecta; Lepidoptera; Bombycidae.